Messenger RNA from Acipenser ruthenus (sterlet), 9526 nucleotides. RefSeq names its product nucleolar pre-ribosomal-associated protein 1-like. Bases 144 to 6995 code for a protein of 2283 amino acids. The record is from RefSeq and is a predicted model, not a curated record. Lineage: Eukaryota; Metazoa; Chordata; Actinopteri; Acipenseriformes; Acipenseridae. The transcript has 39 exons. Gene Ontology annotation, biological process: maturation of 5.8S rRNA from tricistronic rRNA transcript (SSU-rRNA, 5.8S rRNA, LSU-rRNA); maturation of LSU-rRNA from tricistronic rRNA transcript (SSU-rRNA, 5.8S rRNA, LSU-rRNA). Gene Ontology annotation, cellular component: nucleolus.
UCUGGAAAUUCCGCGGACAGUUUCCUGUUUGAGAACGCACGUGUGUGUGUGUGUGUUGUACUAGUCCUGUACAGACUGUGUCUUUUGGGUGCUGCUGGGCAUGUUUAGAGGUUGUUUUGUACGUUUUUAGUUAAUUUAAGAAAAUGUCGAAAAAGCGCAAAACCGAGGGCUUGGAGGAAUCCAACCCUGGUAAUGUUAAGAAGGCUAAAGUCAUGGAAGUUGAGUUCACUGGGACUCAGUUUAAAAGCAUGCUGAAAGACCCUGCGAAAGCACUGAAAUGUUUGGACAUUUUUAUAUCCAUUUCUAAAACAUUACCUAGUUGUGAAUUAUAUGAUGUUGUAGAAGGCUAUAUUAAAAUUUCGAUGGAAUGUGCUGAAAUCUUUAAAUUGCUGGAGGGAGAAAAGCAUCAAGAAAGUGAGAUGGUGUUGAUCUUUCAAACCCUGGAAGCAAUCUUGCUGAGGACAGCCAGUGAUCUGUCCCAUUUUAGCAUGGUGGGCAUGGCCAUUGUGAAAAAAGUUAUAAGCAGCCACAUGAAAUUGAUCUAUGCUGCUUUGUAUUCAGACAGCCACAGGUAUGUUCGACUGUGUCUUAACCUGUUGUCUGCAAUGGUGUCACAAGGGCCAGAUUCUGCCAGGGAAGUCUUCAGCCACUUCGAUUUCAGCAAAAGUCUCUCUGGAUUGGCAAAGAAACGUGACAGAAAGGGAAGGCCUGAUGUCCGCAUGGCUUACACCCAGUUUGCUCUUUCUUUUAUCAUUACUGGGGAUACUAACACAGUAGGAAAGGUGCUGGAGCUCAAAGAUUUCAUUCCUGACAUUUUAAGUACAGGAUUAAAGGAAGAUCGGAUUUCUACUGUCAACCUCCUUUUAUCCACGCUGCAAACGAAGGUGGUUCAAAAUAAAGCUAUUAAUAAAACUCAGAAGGUUCGUUUCUUCAACCCUGUUGUUUUAAGCCACAUUGCCUCGCUGUACAGGUGGAAUGGGAUUGUUGAUACCUGCUCAGAUGACACAAAGGAUAUUGAGCUCUCCAAAGAAGCAGGGAAGGUUCUAGUUGGCGAGUUGGCUCACAAUUUCCUACUGGAUCUCUGCUGUUCAUUCAAAUACGGCAUUAAUUUUUACGACUCUAGCCUUGGUACAGCUAAAAGAGCUGGGAACAUUGUUCUAUUGAAGUUUAUUGUUGGUUUAAAGACAGCGACUGAGGAGGAGAUUGUGGGUGAUCUGGUGGUCAGUAUUCUGAAAGUGUGUCCAGAUUUGCUCCAGAGAUACUUCAAGGAAACGCAGUACUCCUUUGUACCACGUCAGAAGUCUGCUUGGCUUAACAAUAUCAAGCUCUUGAGGAAGAUUUAUGAAGCCCAGCCUGAAAUUUCCAAAGCCUUCAACACCAGAGAGUUUAUUCCUCUUCCUCGUCUGCUGUCUAUGGUGAUGGUUACGACCGUCCCUUCAGUUUGUAACAAGGCAACGUUCACCCAGGGACUCAGUCUGGAUAACAAAGUAGUGAAGCAUACAACACUAUCUCUGGUUGCAUUCAUACUGAAGAGAGUGCUGAAGAAUAUUGAAUACUGCCUAGAUAAGAAAGUGUGGCAGAGCUCGGAUAUCUACUCUGCCAGUGUGAUGGAGGAUUUUGCCCAGCAGUAUAGAGAAGCUCUUAGCAAGGUUUUGCCUGACUUGACCAACAUAGUGGCAACAUGGCAGUCCCUUAAUAAGAGAGAAAAAGUGGACGAUGGAGGAAAGGUGGAAGAAAAGGUUUCCAGUAAACAAGCAGCCGAGGAGCUUCAGGAGCAUGGUUUUGAUGAUCCAGAGAUCACUCUGUUGAAAGCUGUGCUACUUCAAGUUGUGUGUCUUUAUCAAAAGGUUGUUCCGCAUCUUGUGACUCAGAGUACCUUUGACUUCAGCAAACUCCUUAAAGGGAUUGUAACAGAAAAAGGCAUAGGAGAGGAAGUACCGCCAGUCCUACAGUACCAAAUACUGCAACUCUCCCUGGAGCUGCCUGCCAGCAAAUUUUCUUGGUUCAGGUUCCAGGAUAUAUCAGAUGCAAAAGAAACUAGUGGAGAAAAGUCUGUAUUUUACUUGCUACUUAAAAUGUUUGUGACAAACAGGAACACACACUUAAAGACGUCAACAAGGUUGCUGAUUCUUAAGGUUUUAAGAGACAGUGGUGUAUUUGAAUACACAUGGAAAGAGCUGGAACUGUGGUUGAAACAUCUUGUGCUUCUGCCAGAAUCUGAACAGGAGACAGUAAUCCUGUUUUUGGAAAGAGUUCUAAUAAGAGUAGUGUCAAACCCAUACCCGUAUACAGACAAAGCAGCAUCGCUUGUGCAAGAAGCAGCUAUGCUUCAGGCCAACUUAAGUGGACAGGAAGGCGAUGCUGUCAGUGUACCCAUCUCACACAUUGAUGAUGUUCUGGAUAUGGUAGACGUCAUUGUAGAGGGCAGUGAGGGUUUGGACGAGGAGAUUGGGUCUACUCUCAAUGAAGAUAUGAUCCUGCAGACCUUUCCGUUCAGUGCUGUAGUUCCAGCAGCUUUGGAAGCCAGAAAUAAAUUAGCAGUGAUUGCCAACGGUGAAAUAGAUGUUGUUCUUGAGUAUAUCAUCUCCGUCCUGACUGACAUCCUGCACACACAACAUGAUCCUCUCCCCCUGUGCUUGACCAUUCAGCUCUAUGACAAAGAAAUUGAUUCGUCAGAGUCCAAAGCUAAAACUGUGUCUGUUGUGAAGUUCUAUCACUAUUACAGCCACUGGAUACCUGCACAAGCAAAGGAAACACUGUUUAAGGAGUCUGGGGCACCUGCUUCCAAUCUUCCUCCCCCCCAUGGCUCAUUUUCCUGCUUGUUGAAGAAUGCCCAUGGCAAAGAUGCUAACUGCUUGUUGCAAGACCAGUUUAAGGAUGUUUUAGGAGAAGCUGUUUCUAUACUUAAACAUAAUGAUUUACCAGUGGCAAUCAAACAUAUUAUGCUCUACAUAAAAACAUGUGUAGACAACUUUAAAAAAUUUACAAAAAGCGCUGGAGUUGCUUUGCUAGGCUUCUAUAUGAACCUGCUGAGAUCUCUAAUACACAGACUUGAAUAUUCAGAGGAACCCCCUGAAUCUAGUACUGCAAGUGCCCAGGAGGAACUGGAUCUCUUCAUGGACUGUGAUUAUCUUACUGUGGGACAACCUGACAAAGAAGAGGAGCUGGUAGAUAUGCUUGCAUCCAUUUUUAAGCACCCUACCCUGGACCAGUGGUUUAUGUCUAUGGAGCUGGAGACACCACCACUGCACAACCUGAACCCUGUCAGCAUCAGACUGCUUUCUUCACAGUUAAAUUCUGAAAUCCUAAGGCUACUGAAGUUAAGCGCCCCUGUACUGCAAUGCCUAGGUCACUUUGAUUUAAUAUCAAAAUACAUAAGUGCUAUAGAAAAGAGCGUUUUGAAAGAAUUGGCAGCUGGAAAGUCUGGUGGUCGAAAUAAAAGGAUCCCUGGUAAGAAGUCUCAGCCAAUGGAAGGGCUUGAGGCACUUCACCCUUAUAUGGAGGCCAAUCAGCUAAAAGAAGUUGUGUCAUCCAUGCUGAUGUUACCGGAAGAGAGUUUGACUGUUGCAGACCAUGAAGACGAAACUGUGAAGAAGCUUAGCAUAUAUGGACUAACUUUGGUUCAGGUCUUAACUGAAAACUGUCAGCAGUCCAGUCGGAAUGAGAUCUUGUUUUUAUCAAGUGAACAGUUUAAAGUUGUGGGCAGCUUGCUGCAGUCCUGUACUAGUAAAGAGUUGGAUAAGGUCAUUCUUCAGACUUUGCAGAGAGACCCUGUCUUUGCACAGCUCAUCCAAACAGAUGUGCUUAUUUACUGCCUCAGUCACAUGACUGAAACCUGUCAGUCGAUUGCAGCCUUCCUGAUCCAGCACUGUAGAAUUCAUGUGUUACAGUUUGAGAUGUGGUGCUUGAAACCUGGAAGGAAGAAGCUUCUCAGUAACAAUUUGGAGGCUUUUCUUUCACUCGUCAAUGUGUAUCUGAAAUAUGGAAGCCAAGAAGACGUCACAAGGCCAAAAUAUGUGCGUACCCUGGUAAUAACGGUACUCAAAGAAGCCUUCUUGAAGAAACUAGUCAACAGUGUGCUGUCUGAUGCUGCUGCCAAUGGACUGCCGUUGCAGCUGGAAGUCAUCUGUAGUCUGAUUCAGUUUUCAGUGUCCUUGCAAGAUUUAGCUGAUGUCAUCAGUCAACUACCCGCACUCUUAGAAAAAACAGAAAACUACGAAAGGUGGCAGUUGGUCGACUGUGUUUCCAAGAGACUUGACACCUAUCAGGAAGACCAGGCUAUCUGGAAGAAAUCCUUGCUGACUGCCUCUACCAAGUGGCUGAUUAAUUCUUACUCCAGCAGAAAAGAGCAAGAGGAAGAAAUGAAAGAGAAGGAGAAAAAUAUGCUGCUCAGGCUUCAGGAAUUAGUGCUUUCUUUUGGUAAGGUUACUGCAGGGGACUGGAAUAAUUUUGUGAAGUCAGGUCUUAAGUACCGCUACAGAGAUCCAGCUUUUCUGGAAGUGCUUAACAGUCUGUUGAACCUGCUGUAUAAAUCUGAUGACACUCCAAAAGAUUUAGUGGCCUUACCCAUGAUACAUAUGAUGAUAAUGAACCAUUCCUUGUUUCUGCCAACUAUGUUGAAGACUGUAGAAGAGCAGGAUGUGAAUCCUCAAUCAAAAGAUGCACUGGUGGAUGUAUUGCUUACACUGGUAAAGAACUGUGCUUCUGUUUGCGAAAGUAACCAUUUUGCUGUUCUUCUGGGGGCUUAUGGAGCAACUUUAAAUACCACAGACCAGAAAUUGUUACUGCUUCUUCAGGAGUAUGAAAGAAACAAUGUCAGCCUGGCUGAAUUUAGACUGCUAUUGUGGGGGCCAGCGGCUGUGGAACAUCACAAGGCCAGGAAGAGCUUGGGGAAGUCCCUUUGGCAGCAGCCCAGUACAGAGGAGAUCUUGGCCUUGCUCAACAGGGAAAAAAUGCUUCACACUAUACUGCAUUUUCCUCAGCACCGACGCAUCAUUCCUGAGGAAGGGAAAGAGAUGCUCUUUAAGGAUGACCAUAUAAAGGAUCUGGAUGCUCUCUAUGACCCCUGUUUUUUGUUGACACUCUUUAGUGCACUGGUCAAACCAGAGUCAGUGGUAGACUGUUACAAGUUUGUGGACAUGAAUGCUUUGGGAGUGACUGUAGCAGCUCUUAGCAGUUAUGAUCCUAAAGUAAGAGCGGCAGCAUAUCAAGUCCUGGGAUCUUUCUACCUUCACCUAGAGGGUGCCCGCUUCAGAGAGAAAAGACAGUUGCUCUAUCUGAUGGACGCAGUGAAGAACGGUAUUAGACAACAAAAUCUCAGGUUAACGUUCUCACUGGCAAUGUACAUUACCAAGGUUGCCCAACAAAUGCUGAAACCAGAGGAACACAUGUAUCAGAUAGUCAACAAGUUUCUUCUCUCCCAUCAAUAUUUGGAUCUGAAAAAAGUCCCUGGAUUCUUUAAGCUCUUUUACAGUUUUGAUUUGGAGCACAAAAUGGAGCGUAACUGGGUUCUUGCUCUGCUGACAGAAGGAUUAAAAGACAAGGAUUGCUAUGAGCUGUAUAAUCAUCAGAGAAUUUUUCACGUCCUCUUAGCAUUCUUCAAUAGCCCUCUUUGUGAAGAGUCUGCUCAGAAUCAAAUAUUGAACGUCUUGCAGCAAGCUUCCCAUGUGACCAAGGCUGCAUAUGAGCUUAUUCGAGAUCACAGCCUGUUAACCUGGAUGUUGCAAAUCCUGGAGAAGAGGUUUAUAGAAAGCAAGUUACUUUCAAGCAUUAUUUGUCUGGUGCACAACCUCUGGAAUACAAACUUAGGAGAUAAAGAGAGUGAUGAUGUUGAUGAAUCUUUACUUGGGAAGAAAACCCACAGGACAGCUAAGUGCCUUCCUCUGCCAUUCAUAAAUGAAUUUGUGGGUGUGCUCACUGUUCUUAUCAGACAUAUUUGGACAAACAUUGAAUUUCAGACGUUGGCUCAGCUUUUGAAAACAUUAAGUUCAGUGCUGAAACAUCGCACAACCGCUCUUGAUGCCUACAAAGAAACUGGAAGAAUUGUCCUUAAGGAGAGGACUCUGUCAGGCACAGAUGUGCUCAUGCUUUUACAUAAAUGGAGUUUAGUGUCAAAUGAUGUUCAUCUACUGCAACCCUUGCUAACUGUGGCCAAAAAAUACAAAGUGAAGGACUUGCUGAAAACCGUAAAGGAAAGAAGUCGAAGCAGAGGCUCCUUUUUACACAGUCGCAGGAAGGUUGAAGACCCAGCUGAAGAGGAGACAACAGGAGAGCUGCAGAAGUCCUCCUUGGAGAUGUGCGAACAAUUCCUGAGAACCACUUUAAUUCAUUGGGAACCAAUAAUCCAUUCUGUUCACCUUUCAAGUGAUGGUUCAGGGCAAAUGUCUGACCUGCCUGUGAAGGAAAACAAUACCAGCAACCUAGCCUGUGCUACUGCUUACCUAGUAGUUAAAUGGGAGCUGAAUUCCAUUGUUGGCUGCCAGCUGAAUUCAAACCAUUUAUUGUUGUUUCUGAAGUGGUUUCAAAAAAACAUUUUGCCACACAGUUCAGUUGUUGAAGAACUUCAUAGAGACAGUUCUGUGAGGCUUAACUUCCUGCAACUUUACCACAGAGCCGCAGAACUUGCUGAGAUGUACAACAUGGACUUGGACAUCUUCCAUGCGUUUAGCUGUGUAAUGAUUCAGCUGCUGGAAGCCCAGAAUUCAGCUAAAACAAGACUCCAUGAAAUUAUCAAGAUGGUAUGCUUACCCAGUGUUAAUGAGGAAGAUAACACAAGGAGAGCUGCAGGUUUAUUCUUGCUUUCGGUCUACAUCCAUGAUGCGUGGUCUGGGGCAGUGGAACAUGAAAUGUUCCUGACUCAUAUCAAACUGGUAACUGAGGCAUCUGAAGAACUAGGGAAGGCAGCAAAGACUCCCAAAGGAAAGAAGUCCAAGAAGGGAGACGAAGCAGUUGUGUCUGUCUGUAAAGAGAUUUCUUCAUUUCUUAAGGCACUCUAAACCCCAUUAUGUUGUUGUGAAGCCUGCAUACUUUACUUUUUUUAUUCAUCCUGGGAAGAAUUAAACAGCCAAUUUUUUUAUUUUUUAUUAUUAUUAUUAUUAUUAUUACAAAAGUCAUAAAUUAUGUUUACAUAGACUAUGAACACCAACAUUUUAAAGUUUAUACUAAAAGUACUAUAAAAUUCCUACUAGUGUUUCACAUUACUGUAAUCCAUGAAACCAUAUUGUCAUAACCUAGGUUAAUUGCUUACAUUUAAAAUGAAUAAAUAAGCAUACUUCAUUAAAUGGCAAAAUCUAGACUUGAAUCAUACUAUAUAGUUUGUAGCCUGGGCUGCUGUUAGAUGUAUAGUAAUUACCUCUGAUACCUUUAUUUGUCUUAAGAGCUUUACAUUUCAGUGCUAAUCAGCUCAGUGCUCUGGUUCCUGUGGUCAGCCUCAUGUUCACAUGUGACUGAUAGAACUUGCUGAGAAGGCUGGUGGUUUACCUCCUGGUUUACAAAUAAACAUUGUUUCCAUGAAAACGUCCUUGUACUCCGAUUCCUAAAUGGAAAAGAAAUCAUGAAAAUGAUAAUGCCUUUCUGCUGCGCUAGUCUGGUAUAAUUGUUUAGGUAUGUUUUUCACCAAUUCUUUGUUGUAUGCCAAUACAUGAGCCAGAUUUUGGGGUUGUUUUUGUUUUCUGUCAGAUACAUUUAUGUCUAAUAGCAGAUGUUCUCUUCAGAUUUUGUUUUCAAGUUUUGCAUUGAAAUUUUAGUUGAAGUUUCCAAAUUGCUUAUAAAGCUUUUGUAUAUGGUUAUACUGGAUGCAUUGCUUUUCAAUUGCCAGUAAAACAACAAAUGGCACUAUGAAAUACAUUUAUUUUUAUUAUACUUUGAAUCUAUCAAAAUCUGUCUGCACAGAGGGUGUUUUUUUAUUUUGAUUAAUUGAUUAUGAAAAUAUUAUGUAAUAAUAUAAUCAUGGUCAUUCAUCAGUUAUUCCAGCACUACUCUGGAGCAUGGAAGCCAGUGAUAGUUUUGCCAAUAAACUGCAGUAUUUGGACACGGUAAACUUGUACAACACAAAAGUAGCAUGUUUGACAUCCAUCCCCUUCACAGCUGUAAUACACAAUGACAUCUAUCAGUAAUAUGAGCUACAUCUGCUGUGAUUCCCUGCUGAAGAUAACAAUGCAAUACCAUUUUUGAACAAUACCCACAUUGAAUAUAUCAGGCCCAUAGUGUGGGUUCUGGUUGUUCUCAUCUAAAUGCAAAUCAUUAGUAAAAGCUCUGACAAACUUUGUUGUGAGUACAGUCAUUAUAAUCAAGGCUGAACAAAUGUUUUUACAGCAGACUUUGUAAAUCGAUAUUCUCUGCUAAAUGUAUGAGUAUCAAGUUUGUUUGGCUUAGCUGACCUGAUCUUGAAGUGCCCCAUCUCAUCACUGAAUGAAGAUAUACAUCUACACGAAGGUUACAACAAAUAACACAUACCAUCAGUAUAUCGUGUUAGUGUUUAUUUACACUGUACCCAGUGUUUGUAAAAGACGAUGGUUAAAGAUUAACUAAACAAGGCAAUGUUAGGAGUUUCACAGUAUGCAACACUAUUUCAUGUUUAUCUUGCAUUUACUCAAUUUAGCAAAUAGACUUUGAAAAAUACAUUUUGUCAAAAUGUCGUCUACUUUGUUUCUUCUAGUGAGGGGAGCUUGUAUGACUGCAGUGGCUUCUACAGCUGCUAAAAUCUCAUAAACCAAUUUGGAUUGCAACUUUAUACAGUAGUUUUUGUAGAAAGUUGCAAACUAAAAAAAACAAAACUUCCUGGGUAAAAUCUACUGACACCCAUCGCUUUGACCUGUGAACUAAGAUAACUACCAUAUUGGGGUCAUGUGACUUUCAACUUUCGGAAUGAUGAGUAUCAUUGUUCAAGAAAAAAUGACACUUUCGUGCCAAUUAUUUUAAGUGUCUUUAUAACUGGUAACUAUUUUAUGAUUCUGUCAAUAAAGUGCCAUUAUGUGGUGUGCAGUAGAACUAAACCAUCUCACUACCACAUUGUGUUAACCUCGUGACAUCGAUGAUACAAAUCCUUUUCACAAAUUAAUGUUUACAAACUAUUCAAUCUGACGAUUUUGCCCCUGGGCAUGCCUUGUAUUUUUUUAAUUUUAAGAAAUCCCAUUUCUAGUUUUAUCAUGUAAAACAAAAAAACUAACCACCACAACAGAUUGCCUCCUAUUACCUCUUGUAGAACUAUAGAGCUGCUAAGUUUACACCCCACUCUAUAUAUUUAAGAAAUGAAUGGAUAUUGUAUUGUUUUUUCCAUGGAACCAGUAGCAGUCCCAGUCUGAGACUGGUCAUCGUUAAACAGUUUUGGUUGAUGGCUGGUUUUAUGGUUCAGACGGAAUCAUUGGACCAUCUACAGGUUCGUGUAAUUGUUAAGUCUAGCCUCAUAGCCUAGAAAGGAUGUACUCUGGAUAUUCUAAUCUAAUGUUCUAAUCUAAUAUCUGACCAGUUGAAUGCUUCAUAUUGGUAAGUGCUCAUCGAUAAAUAAAGCUCUCCAUGGAUAUGUUUA